AAGCAUUGUUUGCUCAAGCUAUAGAAACGAAGAGCUAUGGCGGGAACAGGAAACGAUCCGCAGAAGCAACUGCUAAGCAUCAUCCGCAAUUUCGCCACCGAGAAAUCUCAAGGAGAACGAAGAGUAGUUACUCUCAGAAAGCAAAUCGAAACGCUGAAAUCAGAGUUGAGCGUCGCUAAUACGGAACUUGAGAAAGCUAAGCGCUGCAAAGAACUCGUUGAACAGGAACUAAAAGGUUUUGAACUUCAUCUCUUCUUGAGUGAAGCUUCGGUUCAAACCCUAGAGGCGAGGGUGUCUCUAACUCAAAAUGAGAUGUCUGCUGUGGAGUCUGAUUUGGAAACUCUCAAGAAUGAAGAAGUAGCUUUACGUGAUCGAUUCAUCUGCAACAUGCUUGACCUGAAUGCCAAAAUAAGGAAAUUUCAAGAGAGCAUCAUCACUUGCGACAUUGAUUCGGUAGAAGAUGCAGCUUGUGAAGAUCUGGCACAAGUAACUAUGGAAGAAAAUGAUACUGAUGUUGAUCUAGGUGCUCUUGAAAGUAGCCUUUUGGAGAUAAUAUCUCAAACAACUAAAGAGGAGCGUGAAUUACAAGCCCAGCAGAAAAUUUAUGAGACCGUCGAGCGUGGGUUACUUGAUUUGGAAAGAAAGGUGUCUUUAAUGAAUAUGUUUGUCACAGAAACAAAAGAAUUGCAAGAUCUCACCAUGCUGUCUUCUAAAUUCGAAGCAACAUACAGUUCACUUUGUGAAGAACUUCAGAACAGAUCUAUGUGCCCUAGAUGUCAUCUGAACAAUUUGGAGGCUUUAACUACUGUGUUGCACGCAAAUGAGGAAAACUAAUGUCUUGUAAGUAGUCUACUUCUUGACCAAACACUUAAAAAUGUUGAUCUCAAUAUGCUGUAUAGUGGUGAUACUGAAAGGUUCAUGUGUGGUUUAAAAUAGAAGAAACCUUCCAUUUCAGGCUAAAGAAAAAUACAUACCUCUCUCGUAUUCAGAUAGGAAACAGAAGAAAUUGGGAACACCAACACUGGUUUCUCUUUCAUGUAUUUGUUUCUUAGUACAUAGCUUUGCUAUUGACCAAUAUAAUAUCUGUAAAAUUUACUUUUUCCAUGCAGCAAUAUUUUCUGAGUUGGGGUAUGACUUUCCUAGCUAAGCUGCCUAUUGGUUUUCUACAAUGAUAAUACAUUUUGGAAAUUGAAAUAUGCACCAUUUUCCGAUUAUCCUGCUCUACUUGAUGUCCUGUGCCUGUAUCGUGUUUUUAAUUUAGUGCUUGGUAAUGAUUUUUUUUUGGCACUUUGUAGCCUCUUACAUUCUUUGUUGACAACAGCAGUAAUGUUGAUUUGAUUAGGAUUUCUUCAUAAUUUUGUUUCUUGGAUUAAAAUCACAAUUAUGAAACAGAGUUCUCAGGAUAGGGAGCCAUGUUGGGUUAAUAUUAUGCAAACUAAUGGAACAAGUCCUUCGUGUGAUGAAUGAAUUUCUGUGUGACAAUAUAAUAAUGCAGAAACAGGGGAGUGACCACAAAACCCGCUUUCCUUCCAAAACUUAUAAAAUCUCUCUAGUUUCUAAACCGGAAUUCUAACAAAAAAUCUUUGGCCAAUGGCAAAGAUCAACAAGUCUUCACUCUUUAUUUUUUAUGAUUCUACCUAAUUGUGUUUGGAAUCCACCAGGUUUUCUACAAUUUGAGGAUGUAUAUUUGAAUUAUGGGAGAAUUCUACAUUACAUUCUUCCAACCCUUGAACACUUAUAUUUGUUAUUUGUGAGCAGUUCUUCCUGUCACAGUUCACAGUCCAGUUUACCAAGUAGAACCGAACCAAACUGGAAAAUGCACUUUGCUCGAAUCAAAUCGAACUACUUGUGUUUUAUCCCAAACCACACCGAAAAACAGUUCAAACUGAACUACUUGUGUUUUAUCCUGAACCAAAUUUGAUUUUUGAUUCAUUGCAUUGAUUUCUUAAGUU
Messenger RNA from Vicia villosa (hairy vetch), 1952 nucleotides. RefSeq lists its product as uncharacterized. The transcript is spliced from 9 exons. The record is from RefSeq and is a predicted model, not a curated record. The coding region runs from base 37 to 834 and encodes 265 amino acids. NCBI's taxonomy places the organism in Eukaryota, Viridiplantae, Streptophyta, Magnoliopsida, Fabales, Fabaceae.